AUGGUAGAGUAUAUGUGCUGUUCAGACUUGACCGUGUCAGGUCAGGCUAUUAAUUUCAUAAGUUUCGCAAUGCCAAAAUUAUCCUGUCAUCUAAAUAACAAUCUAGCUAAUAAAUUACGUCAACAUUUCACUCAUCAAUUUUCGUAUAGUUUAAAGAAACCUAUACCUAAUUUAUAUUCAAGAUAUCUAUAUCAGUACAAAUUAAAAAAACAAAAUAAACUAUUAACCGCUGCAGCUAUUGAUGCAUGUAAUUUAAAACCUGGUGAUGAUGUAUUAGAAAUUGGAUUUGGACAAGGUUAUGGUAUUAAAUUAGCUGCUGAAUGCGUUGCUCCUGUAACAAUGAACCAUUGGAAAUCUUCACGAAUUAAAUUUAUACUAGAAAAUGCUUUUUCAACAUCAACUAAUAAAUCCAAUACAUUUAAAAAUGAUGGUCAUGUUUAUGGUGUUGAAAUUUCUGAAUAUAUGCUACAAAAAGCAAAAAGGAUUCCAUGUGGGGGCUUGUCUUGUGACGCAGUUCGGUGCUUUCCUCAAUGUGUGUCCUAUCCACUUCCAGCGCUUCUUCCUGAUUUCUUCCUCCACUGGGAUCUGGUUUGUUCUCUCCCACAGAAACUAUGGCCUCUUACUAAAACUGAUUGCAUUGACUUACAAUUAAGAAGUGUAGAUCAUCUGCAUUAUCCACCUUCCUCAAUCAAUGCUUGUUUUCAUGUGAAUUGUUUUUACUUCUGGCCUUCGUUAACGUGUUGCUUACAAAAAAUUUGGAGAGUUCUACGUCCUAAUGGACGUCUUGUAACUACUUUUCAAAUAAAUCAAUUAACUGAUUUACAUCAACGUGGAUGGUUUCAGUAUGGUAAUCCUGAUCCCUUAAUUUAUGUGAUGGCAUUAGAAACAUGUGGAUUUAAUCAAAUUGAAUGGUUAAAACAACAAACAAAAUUCGAUUUCAAUGAAACAUAUGACUGUAUUAUCGCUCACAAACCACCCAUUCCAUUAUUAAGUGCUUCAAUCUCUUAGUAUGUAUAUUUCCUCACACUUUUCAUGUUACUUUUUUUUUCAUAUCAUAAUUUAUACAUUAUGUAUAUACAUAUAUAGGCUUAAGUUUUUUCCUUUUUGAUAAUAAGGACUGGAUUUCAUAAUUCUUCACUAGUGCAUGUAUCACUCUGAACAGAUCGCUUCAGUAUUGCCAUUUAGUUCCAAGUUUUUCUAUAGUUAAAUAGCGGCUAGGAAUGAAAUCCAAAAGGUUUAUUUCGUUUUCUUUGGGAAUCAUAGGUGUUAGUUAUGUCCAUAACUAAGCAAUUAAAUCGUUGUUUAAGCGACCACCACAUCGAUCUGGUCUGAUGUGUCUGUAAACUGCCCUGUUUCAUGUGACCUACCAAUUGAAAGACAUUAUUAUCCUAUUAUAUUAAUGUGACUCAUAAUUUUACUCACUUCGGUAAAACGCG
Messenger RNA from Schistosoma intercalatum, 1436 nucleotides. Lineage: Eukaryota; Metazoa; Platyhelminthes; Trematoda; Strigeidida; Schistosomatidae. The record is from the annotation of a GenBank genome assembly.